AGAUUAAUGUUCUUUGUUUCAAACUUCCAGCUUGCACACCUCUUCAGAAGUGUAGCAGUAAUGGAGGACAAUGUUUCAACAAGAAUAGUAACUUCCAAUGCAAUGCUCCCGUCUACCAUGAAGGCUGCAGUGAGUCGUACUUGGUUGCUGCAUUACUGAUGUUACUGUCUACAUUGAAAAGCCCCAGUGUGACGCUGCUCAUGGCACGUGCAUGAAACCCACAGCCUGGAGUACUUGUAACGGUGCAAUUGACAGCUCUGCCUGCUAUGGCACAAACUGUGCUUGUUGCAAGCCAGGAGCUUGUACACCAAAACCCAUCUGUUUGGACAAUCAAGGCUACUGCUUCAACACCACAAGUAAUCACACUUGCAGUGGAGCUGUCUAUGCCGAUGAUUGUGAUGGACCGAACUGUGCUUGCUGUUUCACAAAUCCUGAUAACUGUGUUGAAUUACCUGAAUGUGGAGGAGACAGUGGGAGAUGUGUGAAAGAUGAUGACUGGGGAACUUGCUAUGGCUUAGCUGAACCAGCAGGUUGCCUUGGAAACAAUUGCAUUGUUGCAGGGGAUGAGUCGAUAAGGAACAGUAGGAGAACUUGA
Molecule: messenger RNA, 595 nt
Organism: Macrobrachium nipponense
Lineage: Eukaryota; Metazoa; Arthropoda; Malacostraca; Decapoda; Palaemonidae
Exons: 4
Coding region: 212-595 (127 amino acids)
Source: RefSeq, a predicted model, not a curated record